Messenger RNA from Carassius auratus (goldfish), 1933 nucleotides. It is a transcript of the gene lratd1, whose product is annotated as LRAT domain containing 1. Bases 170 to 952 code for a protein of 260 amino acids. NCBI's taxonomy places the organism in Eukaryota, Metazoa, Chordata, Actinopteri, Cypriniformes, Cyprinidae. Gene Ontology annotation, biological process: cell motility; cell morphogenesis. The transcript has 2 exons. The record is from RefSeq and is a predicted model, not a curated record.
UGUUAGAAAAUCCAGUGUACCUUGGAGGACACGUAAGGGGGAGGAAAACGUGUUUUGUUUUGCGGGAUACACACAGCGCAAGCACCGAUGGAGAGAAAGGACCAUUAGCCAUAGUCCUGGGGAAAUACGCAGAAGCAGUAUUCCAUGUCUCUUCUCUGCCCUGUUAUUGAUGGGAAACCAACUGGACCGGAUCACCCACCUGAACUACAGCGAGCUACCCACCGGGGAUCCAUCGGGCAUCGAGAAGGACGAGUUACGUGUUGGCGUGGCGUAUUUCUUUUCCGAUGAGGAGGAAGAACUGGACGAUCGAUCGCAGUCUGACAGCUUUAAAGACAACAACAGCCCGAGCAAAGACGGUCCGGUUGCGCUCAACGAGGUCGAGUACUCGGCGUUCUGCUGCCAGGAAUGUAUAUACUCCAAACUGCGAGAGAACGAGGACCUGAAUGUUUAUUCGGUGAAAACUUUAUUGACCAUGUGCAAACCCGGGGAUCUACUGGAGUUAGUGGCCAACGCACAACCCCCGCACUGGGCGAUCUUUGAAGGGGAGGACCAGGUUAUUCACCUCUACAAGGGGGAGAUCCGCAAGGACAGCUUGUUUGAGAUCAGCUGCGGUCGGCAGGGCAGGAUAGUGAACAAUCGGUACCGCUACCGACCGCUGCCAGCUGAUUUGGUGAUGCAGAACGCGAGCGGGCACGUGGGGCUCAGCAGCGGCGAGAUUUGCUGGACAAACUCGGAAAGUUUCGCAGCCUGGUGCCGUUUCGGAAAGCGGGAGUUUAAAGCUGGCGGGGAGGCGCACUCGGUCGAGCAGCGCUACUUUCUGAAGGUGCACCUGUCCGAGAGCACCGCGCACACGCUCAUGUUCCGCAGCCUGGAGGAGAUGAUACGCGAGAGACGGCGCGUGGACGCCAGUGGCAUUCUCAAGGAGCUGUCACUGGUGACCGGCAAGGAAUGAGCGCUUGGGACUCUCUGCAUGCCUUGAGCAAGGGCUGCUUACCUUUAUUUCAGGACUUUGGGAGGGUUGUGCGUAUUUGUGUGAACAUGUUUUGUCAAAGACAACGCCCCUUUUGGUUGUGGUGUGAUGGCCCCACUAUAGUCACCCUGUACCCUCAAAAAGGAAAAAGAUAAAACAUAAGGUGUGCCCUUAUCACAGAUUGCCCAUGAACCGAUACAGCCCCCUCAAAUUCGCACCCGAGCCCUGCUGCGGCAGAUGGUGACCACGAUGCGUUCACAUGUCUGUGGCAAGCCGUUUUGACAUUUAUUCAUUACUAACUAGCAUUUGUUUUUGUUAAUAAUAGGCUCAUUAUUCAUCAGAUUAUUCUGAUUUUACUUCUGUUUGAACUACAAAGAAGCCAUUCUGACUAAGCUAGUCAUUACAUAUAAGUGAAAAAUCAAAUGUUAACAGUAUGUAAAAUGUUAAGGUAACAGUUAAGAUCAAUAUCAAUAGCUUUAGUACAGGGCAUUUCAAUUGGCAGCCCGUGGGCCCAAACCAAAUCAUCUUCAUUCAGCCAGAGGGAAGAGUAUGCACAGUUCACUCAUAUGCGUUGAAUUGUUUUAGCACUAAUUAGUUUGUCCACAAGGUGGAAACACUGGCCCAGGCUGUUUUUUCACAGCCAAAAAAAGAAAAGGAAGAGACAUAACAACAACAACCUACUAGAGACCACGAUAUCAAUAGAUGAAGCGUUCACAAGCGUUUGUGUGAGGAUUAUAAGAUAUCCACGAUUAUAGCUCAAACGAGUAUAAAGACAGCAUUAUCUGUCAUAACUUCUUGUGAGAAAUAGUGUAGAUGCUGGACAAAGAUGAUUAUCAGAGUUUGAAAGGCUGCACGUUCAGCUUUUCACAUUCACUGAGCAAUUAGCGAUUAAAUCCAAUUAAUCAUGAUUAAUUACAGAAAAAUAUGUGAUAAAUUAGUUUUUUUUAUUGACUUACAGACAGA